AAUGGAUACACCCCUCUGCAUAUUGCUGCCAAGAAGAAUCAGAUGCAGAUAGCUACCACUCUGUUGAACUAUGGGGCCGAGACCAACAUUUUGACCAAGCAGGGAGUCACUCCGCUUCAUUUGGCCUCCCAAGAAGGUCACACUGACAUGGUGACCUUGCUUUUGGAGAAAGGAGCCAAUAUCCACGUGGCAACAAAGACUGGAUUGACAUCCUUACACCUUGCAGCUCAAGAGGAUAAAGUGAAUGUAGCUGAAAUACUCACAAAACACGGUGCAAACCAAGAUGCUCAGACAAAGCUUGGUUAUACACCUUUAAUUGUGGCGUGUCACUAUGGAAACAUCAAAAUGGUGAAUUUUCUUCUCAAGCAGGGAGCCAAUGUCAAUGCUAAAACAAAGAAUGGAUACACCCCUCUUCACCAAGCAGCUCAACAAGGCCACACUCACAUCAUUAACGUUCUUCUCCAACACGGGGCCAAGCCCAAUGCCAUCACCACUAAUGGUAACACUGCCUUAGCUAUUGCGAGGCGCCUGGGAUACAUCUCAGUGGUCGAUACGCUGAAGGUUGUAACGGAGGAGAUCACCACCACCACAACUACUGUAACAGAGAAGCACAAGCUAAAUGUCCCCGAGACAAUGACUGAGGUCCUGGAUGUUUCAGAUGAAGAAGGUGAUGACACAAUGACAGGAGAUGGAGGAGAGUACCUUAGGCCAGAAGACCUCAGAGAACUGGGAGAUGACUCUUUACCAAGCAGCCAGUUCUUAGAUGGUAUGAACUACCUAAGGUACAGCCUGGAAGGAGGACGAUCUGACAGCCUGCGAUCCUUCAGUUCAGACAGGUCCCACACGCUGAGCCAUGCCUCCUACCUGAGGGACAGCGCCAUGAUCGACGAGACGGUCGUGAUCCCCAGCCAGCAGGUAACAACUCUGGCCAAAGAAGCUGAAAGGAAUUCCUAUCGCUUAAGCUGGGGCCCUGAAAACUUGGACAAUGUGGCUCUUUCUUCCAGCCCUAUUCAUUCAGGAUGCUCUUCUCCAUGUCUUGAUCAUGACAACAGCAGCUUCCUCGUGAGUUUCAUGGUGGAUGCUCGUGGGGGUGCCAUGAGAGGCUGCAGACAUAACGGGCUACGAAUCAUCAUUCCCCCGCGCAAAUGCACCGCUCCCACGCGAGUGACCUGCCGGCUGGGGAAGCGCCACAGGCUGGCCACCAUGCCUCCCAUGGUGGAGGGCGAAGGUCUGGCCAGCCGCCUGAUCGAAGUUGGACCUUCUGGUGCUCAGUUUCUUGGUAAACUUCAUCUGCCUACGGCUCCUCCCCCACUUAAUGAGGGAGAAAGCUUGGUCAGCCGAAUCCUUCAGCUGGGGCCUCCUGGGACCAAAUUCCUUGGGCCCGUGAUUGUGGAGAUCCCCCAUUUUGCUGCUCUGCGUGGGAAAGAGAGAGAGCUGGUGAUCCUGCGCAGCGAGAACGGGGACAGCUGGAAGGAGCAUUUCUGUGAAUACACGGAGGAUGAACUGAAUGAAAUCUUAAAUGGGAUGGAUGAAGUACUGGACACUCCAGAAGAGCUGGAAAAGAAACGUAUCUGCCGCAUCAUCACCCGAGAUUUCCCGCAGUACUUUGCAGUGGUAUCGCGGAUCAAACAGGACAGCAACCUCAUCGGCCCCGAGGGAGGUGUGCUGAGCAGCACUGUGGUGCCACAAGUGCAGGCAGUCUUCCCCGAAGGCGCUCUCACCAAGCGAAUUCGCGUUGGCCUCCAGGCUCAACCUAUGCAUACUGAACUAAUAAAGAAGAUUUUAGGCAACAAGGCUACCUUCAGCCCGAUAGUCACGCUGGAGCCCCGGAGAAGGAAGUUCCAUAAACCCAUCACGAUGACGAUUCCUGUCCCCAAGGCCUCCAGCGAUGGCAUCAUGAAUGGUUAUGGAGGCGACACCCCCACUUUAAGGUUACUAUGCAGCAUAACAGGAGGAACCACCCCUGCCCAGUGGGAGGACAUCACUGGAACAACACCGCUGACGUUUGUUAAUGAAUGUGUUUCCUUCACCACAAACGUGUCUGCCAG
Molecule: messenger RNA, 2048 nt
Organism: Antrostomus carolinensis (chuck-will's-widow)
Lineage: Eukaryota; Metazoa; Chordata; Aves; Caprimulgiformes; Caprimulgidae
Product: ankyrin-2-like
Exons: 16
Molecular function (GO): protein binding
Source: RefSeq, a predicted model, not a curated record